UCCCCAUAUUAACUAUUAAGGAACCCAUCUCUCUCUCUCUCUCUCUCUCUCUCUCUCUCUCUACAAUGUCGACGAACCACCAUGUCCUCCGCCUCGUCCUCUCCUGCCGCAAAAUCACAGCGCAGGUGACGAGCCCCAGCAGCUCCUCAAUCAUAGCCAUGGCCUCCUCCUCCGAGCAAGAGUUCGUCGCCCAGUACCGCGCCAAGCUCAACCGCUUCCCUCGCUCUCAGACCUUCUGGGACGCCAAGGUCGCCUUUCGCGUCGGCGAGAAGCUCGGCCUCCGCCUCCGGGAUAUCGGCGUCACCGGCGUAGAGAUCGACGUCGGCGAAGAGCUAUCGAGGCCCGUCCACCACCGCAUUAGGCUAUUGCCGCUCUUCGAUUCCGUUAAACGAGCCGGCGUCGUCGUCAAUGGCGCCGACGAGCUUGGGAUCGGUCCACCUAGCUAGGUUUUGAUUUAAUCGAUCCGAAUAAACGGUGAAGAUAGACAAGUGUAAUUGGUUUCGGUGUGAGUGAGAUACACGGAAAGAGUGACUCAGUUUUGAUUCUUGUACGGCUUAUAGAAAUGAAAUUAAAGGGAUUUUGCUUGUAAUGUAAUUGAAAUCAGAAUUUUGUACACUUACCACCACUAUAUUAUU
Messenger RNA from Prunus dulcis (almond), 635 nucleotides. RefSeq lists its product as uncharacterized. The coding region runs from base 66 to 446 and encodes 126 amino acids. Gene Ontology annotation, molecular function: 5S rRNA binding; structural constituent of ribosome. Gene Ontology annotation, cellular component: ribosome. Gene Ontology annotation, biological process: translation. NCBI's taxonomy places the organism in Eukaryota, Viridiplantae, Streptophyta, Magnoliopsida, Rosales, Rosaceae. The record is from RefSeq and is a predicted model, not a curated record. The transcript has a single exon.